Molecule: messenger RNA, 3004 nt
Organism: Dreissena polymorpha
Lineage: Eukaryota; Metazoa; Mollusca; Bivalvia; Myida; Dreissenidae
Product: protoheme IX farnesyltransferase, mitochondrial-like
Exons: 6
Coding region: 116-1606 (496 amino acids)
Biological process (GO): heme biosynthetic process
Cellular component (GO): mitochondrion; mitochondrial membrane
Molecular function (GO): protoheme IX farnesyltransferase activity
Source: RefSeq, a predicted model, not a curated record
CAGCCUCUCACCUUCAAACAAAAUGGCAGCUUCCAUUGCGUUCCAAUUUGACAACAACUCAGAUCUUAAGAUAGAUUAUUCGUGUGUAUUUUAAGAAUGACAUCAAACGUUUGAAAUGACUGUUUUACUGAGAAGACAAAUCUUUAUGAUUGAGCAGUUUUCAUUGAUUGGAAAAAGACCACUUGCAAAAACUGGUUCCGACAAAACUCGUUGCCAGUGCCCUGUGGCAGUGGCAGUGUUUCCUUCCAUUUCUCAACCAUGGGCAUACAUGAACUAUGCAACCAAACCAGAUGUAGUUGUAGAAGAUGAAAACAUACCAACGUCACAUGCUUUAGCUAAAGGCAAAGAUGACACCAACAGAAAGACAGUGAAGAUACGUGUGCCAAAAAAUGUUAGAAACACAGUGACAGAUCAGGAAGAAAAUAUGAAGAAAAAUGUUGACUUUGAAGAAAAGACUUCAAACAGUAAAUUGACUGAAGAAGUUUUUCUUUAUAUUAGAAAGUCAUCCAUAACUGUAGAUUUCAAUAAAAAUGUAAAAUUGACAAAGCCUAUACAUGUUCGCAGCCCUCGUGGAAAAGAGACGCUUGUAAUUGACUUGGAUUAUGAAGAAGAGGUGGAAGUAGAUAAUACAAACCCAGGGCAGAAUAUUGAAUCCAUAAAUGAAGUCUUAUGGAGGGACACAAGAUUAGACUACAAAAAGUUACCUCAAUAUUAUAUGAAGCUUUCUAAAAUAAGACUGACAGGUUUGGUGGUGAUAACUACCAUGGCAGGUUAUGGCAUUGCCCCAGACCCAUUCAGUGUGGGAACCUUCCUGCUAUGUACUGUGGGAACCGCACUCACUUCCUGCUCAGCAAAUGCCAUUAACCAGUACUUUGAAGUGCCAUUUGACGCACAGAUGAACAGAACAAAGAACAGAGUGCUUGUCAGAGGACACCUUAGCCCACUUCAUGCUGCAACGUUUGCUGUGAUAACUGGGGCAAUGGGAAUCUCUGUCCUGUCGCUAGGGGUCAACUCGCUCACUGCCUGCCUAGGGGCCUUCAACCUCGGCCUGUACACACUGGUGUACACUCCCAUGAAGCGCUACAGCAUUGCCAACACCUGGGUUGGGUCUGUUGUGGGAGCUAUACCACCGAUGAUGGGCUGGACUGCAUGUACAGGAUAUCUUGACCCAGGUGCUUGGCUGCUAGCUGCUAUACUCUAUUCAUGGCAGUUUCCACAUUUCAACUCUCUCAGCUGGAAUCUGCGACCAGAUUACUCACGAGGUGGAUACAGAAUGGCGAGCGUUGUUCGACCAGAGCUCUGCAAACGUGUCGCACUGCGUCACAGUAUUGGCAUGAUACCACUAUGCACACUGGCACCACUGAUAGACCUCACAUCAUGGUGGUUUGUGGGAUACUCAAUACCAUUGAAUGUGUAUUUGUCGUACUUAGCGUGGAACUUCUACUGGAAAGGAGACAGCAAUUCUUCAAGAAAAUUGUUCCGAUUCACUUUAGUCCACAUUCCUGCUUUGUUGGUGUUAAUGAUAGCAUGCAAGAAGCGCAACAACCGUCAAAAUGCAACAGAACAUUUGACCUUGGGGAAUGUGAAUGAAGACUCUGUUUCCUGAAAGCAUAUCUUAGUUUAAAAAAAAAAAUGAGGAUGUCUGCUUUUUAAUUUCCUGGCAAUGAAAAACAAUUGUCUACGGUGCAAUGCUCAACAUUUAGCGGAACAUUUAAUCAAUUGUCUUUUGUAGAGCGAACAUUAUAAUGUUCAAGAUGUAAUAUAAUGUUGGCACUUUCAAUGUUUCUUAUUUAUAAAAACAGUUUAGUAUUAUUGUUUAUGAUAGUUUGUUGGAUUUUAUUACUCAUUUUUAUGCAAUGAAAAAAAAAUGAUUUAAAAAAUUGAAACAUCUUAAUUGCAUGUUUAUUGUAUGAGAAUUGAUUGUACUGCAACAUGUUUGAUAGGAAAAGAAAUACCAGUGUCUGUUUGUCAUGGACAAAUAACUGUUUUUCUUGUCAAUUUAAUUUUUGCUGCUAUUUGGUUGCUGCUAUUUGGUUUUCAUGCAAGCUUUACAUUUGUGUGUAUAAGACAGGUAUCACAGGUUUUUAGUAAAGGGCAUGUGAACAGUUUAGAUGCUUGGGCAAUAUAAGUCCACAGCCACCGUUAAUAUACAGUCACUAUUUAUAUUUGCCUAAAACUAUGCGAAGUGUUUAUUAAAAAAUGUUACUUUCACAUAGUAAGUUCUAAGGUUAGAGCAUAAAUUAUUUAUGGAUAAAUAUUAGUACAUUUACAUGUGAAAACAUUGUCACAAUGUCUGUUAAUUUAAUAUUACCGGUAAUUAAAAUAGGAACCCAGUGUAUGCUUUGGUUCGUAUGAUAUUUAAAAUGAUCUACAAUGUCAAAAUUCUUUGUAUGCCUUUUUACUUCCUGUUUUUCUGAUUAAAAAAAAAUUCGCAUAGACCAGAAUUGAAACUAAAUAAACUGCAGUGAUGCAGAGACGUAGAUAACAUUAUCUAUGUCUCUUAUUAAUGCAACCUUUUGAAUUUUAUAAACCACUGAAGUGAACAGUUGUAAAAUAUUGUGUGCUCUGUCUUUCAUUUUGUGAUUGGUAGUUUUUUCAAGAAUUAAAAUUCGUGUGUAUUCAUUUAUUUACUAUUGAAAUAUGAAACCUGUUAAUUGGCAGCCAUAUACUUGGUAAAAUUUUUGCAGCUGGUCAAAAUGAAUUGUGCAUAGGAAUUAUUCAUGGGUAAUGCAACUACCCAGUAUUGCAAGAUGCCAGUGGAUGUUUUAGAACACCUUUUAAAAUCAGUCCUUAUAGACUAUCAGUGCCUGACAAUUAUCAUUUACCAUGAUGUAAUACUGCUUCGUAUCUGAUCUUUCUAACCUAUGUUUGAUUUGGUGAACUUCUUAAGGCUAAAAGUAAACAUAUUGACAAUACCUUGAAGUCUGAGAUAAAUUUGUAUUAAACUUGAGUUCAAGUUAUCAAUAGAAGAUCAAUUCUGUAAUAAAUAAAUGGGUUUAACAAA